UCGGGACCUAUAAAAGCCCCUGAGAAGAACCCCAGCCCGGCUACCCUCGGGCAGGCAGAGCGCGCAGGAGCAGCGGCGGUACCCGGCAAGCCGAACCAUCACCAUGUCCUGGGGCUACAGCAAGGAGAACGGACCUGCUUGUUGGCAUGAGAGCUACCCGAUUGCCAAUGGAGAACGACAGUCACCGAUUGCGAUCCAACAUAAAUCUGCCAAGUUCGAUCCUGCACUGAAGAGUCUGAGCAUCAGAUAUGAUGCGUCUGCAGCCAAGAGUAUAGUCAACAAUGGGCACUCCUUCAAUGUGGUCUUUGAUGACUCUGGAGACAAAUGUGUGCUGAAAGGUGGCCCAGUUGAAGGAAUUUACAAAUUAAAGCAAUUUCACAUUCAUUGGGGAUCCUGUGAAGGCCAAGGUUCUGAACACACUGUUGAUGGGGUGAAAUAUGAUGCAGAGCUCCACUUGGUUCACUGGAACACAAAAUAUGGAAAUAUUGAUGAAGCUGUAAAGCAUCCUGAUGGUUUGGCAGUUGUGGGAGUGUUUUUGAAGGUAGGAAGUCCCUGUCCUGGAUUACAGAAAGUUGUUGAUGCACUAAGUUCCAUUAUACACAAAGGGAAAGAGGCUAACUUUACCAACUUUGAUCCCACUGGUCUCCUACCUGCUUCUCUUGACUACUGGACCUACCUAGGAUCACUGACCACACCUCCUUUGCUUGAAUGUGUCAUUUGGAUAGUCCUGAAGGAGCCUGUAACUGUGAGCAAAGAACAGAUCAACAAAAUCCGCUGCCUUUGCUUCAAUAAGGAAAAUGAACCUCAGUGCACCAUGGUUGACAACUGGCGCCCUUGUCAGCCUCUGAAGACCAGAGAAGUUAGAGCCUCAUUCCAAUAAGUUCUUUCUAUUAGUUCUUCCUGCUGAGCACAAAUCAAAUUAAUGCCAUACAUGCACUGGCCAUAGCCUUCCCCCCUCUUUUCCUACUGUUCUCUUUUCUUCUAGUCAUUUUUGCGCAUAGUGAAAAGGAAAAGACCAUGGGUCCAAAAGAAAGCAUAGUUAAUGCAGUGUGGAUGUCUAUGCAGGAUCUGAUACUUGAUGAGAAUUGCUGUGAUUUUCAGGUUGAUGCAACAAGAAAUCAUCCUUUGCAGAUUGCAUAAUAAGCCACAGAAAAAGAAGCCAUUUCUUACAAAAGUAACUGUGUAGAAUAAGAUAUUACAUGCACUCAAUAACUUGAAUAUUUAAUAGAAGCACAUGAAUGCAUUCUGAAGUAGGCAUUUUUCAUCUGAUUUAGGAUAUUUUGAUUCAACAUAGUCAUUAAAAUGCAGCUAUUAGUACUGAAGAAUAAAUGUCUUAGCUUUUAAAUUGUUUGAUGUGUAAAUAUUAUUUUGUGUUUUAAUCAUAAAUCUGAACCAUAAUUUAAUGUUAGUAUGCUUUAUUUUUCUAAUUACAGAUGUUAACAAAUCUAAAUGAAAUGCUAUUAUGUGUAAAAAAAAAAAAAGCAGAGUAAUGCACCAUUUAAAAAUGAUGUCAUAAUUUAAA
Messenger RNA from Python bivittatus (Burmese python), 1522 nucleotides. Its product is annotated as carbonic anhydrase 2. Gene Ontology annotation, molecular function: zinc ion binding; carbonate dehydratase activity. Gene Ontology annotation, cellular component: apical part of cell; plasma membrane; cytoplasm. Gene Ontology annotation, biological process: regulation of intracellular pH; carbon dioxide transport. NCBI's taxonomy places the organism in Eukaryota, Metazoa, Chordata, Lepidosauria, Squamata, Pythonidae. The record is from RefSeq and is a predicted model, not a curated record.